AGGAGGAUCCGCCUCUCCGCGGCCUGAGCGGGCCGAACUGAGCCAGAGGGCGCCGCCCGCCCCGGCCCGCCGCCCCUCCCUGUUCUCUGCCGAUCCCCGCCGCCCCGCGAGGCCCUGCCCGUCCGCUCCUGCCGCCGCCCGGAGCCCCGCCCGGCUCACCUCAGCGCCGCCGCCGCCCUCGGCGCGGCCCGGCCUGGCCCGGCGGCGGGAUGAAGCUGACGGACAACGUGCUGCGGAGCUUCCGCGUGGCUAAAGUCUUCCGCGAGAACUCGGACAAGAUCAACUGCUUCGACUUCAGCCCCAACGGCGAGACCGUCAUCUCCAGCAGUGACGACGACUCCAUCGUUCUCUAUGACUGCCAGGAGGGCAAACCAAAGAGAACACUGUACAGUAAGAAGUAUGGAGUGGACCUCAUCAGGUACACACAUGCUGCCAACACAGUCGUGUACAGCUCCAACAAAAUAGAUGAUACAAUCAGAUACCUCUCCCUGCAUGACAACAAAUACAUUCGGUAUUUCCCGGGACAUACAAAAAGAGUGGUUGCUCUUUCAAUGUCUCCAGUGGAUGAUACUUUUAUUUCUGGAUCCCUUGAUAAGACUAUUCGACUUUGGGAUCUCCGCUCUCCAAAUUGCCAGGGUUUAAUGCAUCUCCAGGGGAAGCCUGUGUGUUCUUUUGACCCAGAAGGGUUGAUUUUUGCGGCUGGAGUAAAUUCUGAAAUGGUGAAGCUUUAUGAUCUCCGUUCUUUUGACAAGGGGCCAUUUGCUACAUUUAAGAUGCAGUAUGAUCGAACAUGUGAGUGGACAGGCCUGAAGUUCAGUAACGAUGGCAAACUCAUCCUCAUAUCAACUAAUGGAGGAUUCAUUCGACUCAUUGAUGCCUUUAAAGGAGCUGUCCUUCAUACGUUUGGGGGUUAUAACAAUAGUAAGGCUGUCACGCUGGAGGCAUCAUUCACACCAGACUCUCAGUUCAUCAUGAUAGGUUCGGAGGAUGGGAAGAUUCAUGUUUGGAAUGGGGAAAGUGGGAUGAAGGUGGCUGUGCUGGAUGGGAAACACACAGGUCCUAUAACCUGUCUGCAGUUCAAUCCAAAAUUCAUGACGUUUGCUAGUGCAUGUUCCAAUAUGGCCUUUUGGUUGCCAACUAUCGACGACUAAUUCCUACGCUGCAGCUGCUGUCAGAUGACUUCCAUACCAACAGCAGUACAUCAUUGCAAGCAUAAUAUUGGAAUUGCCUAGGUCUCCUAGACUGUGCUCCUGUUCCUGCGUAUGUUUCCAUAUGUCUUACCUCUUAUCUGCUGCAUUCCUUUGCAAGGACUUCUCCACUCAGCCUCCGAGCAUGUUCAGAAGCGGCAUGCUACACGUUUUUACCUUCCAAUCCAUGCCCAGCAGGCUUCAGCUGAAGUUGGAACUGACAAAGUAUUAUUUCUAAGAGCAAUGAAGUCUGUUUUAUUUACAAAUAUGUUUGUGGCAUUUUUUUAAGCUGUAAUUGUGUGUUUUCCUUCUGUAAGUGCACAAGGCUAUUGACGUUCCAAGGUGGAACGUGCAGUUCCUUCCCAUAAGUGCAUGUUUUUCACAUCUGGGAUCUCUCUGGUUUCACUGCAAUCCACAGAUGCAAAGUUACUUCUGUGCCAAAUGUUAACACUGACAGUUUUCAACUUAAACAGCAGAUGCUGGGUUCUCUUGCAGUGGAACACGCACCAAAAGAGUGGGUGACUGUAAGUACAUAUGAUACAUCCUGUCAUCCUUUUUUUUUUUUUUUUUUUUUUUUUGUGGCAAUUGAGUGCGCAACAAACCAUACAGGUUUUGUCCACUGCUAGAGCUUGCCAAAGCCUCCCUGCUGUUUGCUGUGCCAGCAUCCUGGAGGGCGCAUACAGUACCGCUGAGGUCUGGUCAGUGUCCCAAGCAAUAAAGGAGUCUGUCAGCAGGAAGAUGGAGAGACCAAACUGAGACUGAAAGCACAGUCUGCCGGUGUAUCUUCCUUAUGUAUAAUCUUGGCUGAUCUUGUAAAUACUGGGGGGCGGAGGGUAGUGGGGAUGGGCCAUAUUUUUUUACUUUUAGAUAUUAAAGAAUAUGAUGUGGGCCAGUAUUGUGGGGUGGCUAGGCUGUUUACCUUCACCGAUGCAGUUUUCCCCUCCUGGUUUGUAAAUAAGUUCCAUUAAAUUCUCCCCACACCAGGGUUAGACCUGUAUUUCUUUGUUGAUAAAGCUGAUGCGGUAAGUUCAUCAUGCAUUUUGUUACAGAUCCUGCAGGUUUUCAACGAUAGCCCUGAAAGAGCAAUGCUUCCUUUGUCAGAUGGUAUCUUCAGAACUGAAUUUUAAAAACCUUACAUGUGACUGUGCUGACUCUGCUGUGGCCCGGCUCCAAGGAGUGCCUCUGCAAGGAGAUGGGAGGGACGUGCUCUCCUGCUCCAGAGGGGCUUGUGGGUGAAUGGCACAGAAAGGCUGGCCAGCUGGUCUUCAAGCCAGGUUCCAGUUUCUUUUUCCUGGAGCGCUGCAUUGAUCAGAUGCAUCCACCAGCAGGCUGGGACAGGCUCGGCAUAAAUGUGGUGUUCAUUGUGGUUCUUGCCUUUCCAAACACGCUUGGUUUUAUGUACUGGGUCACAACUAGGAGUGUUGAUUCUUUCCCUUGCCCAGGCACUUGUGCUUCCCCUUCCUCCUAAAUGUGAAAUGCUGGUAAGGUGACAGGCACAGUAAUGGGUGUGCUCUCUCUGCUCUCACAUGCCAGUCCAUACUGGAGAACCAUGUUUGAGCAUUUUACCUUCAGUCAGGUGUCCAGAUGUUCCCCUGUUACAGCAAAACUUCUCAGCUGUGGGGUCCUGUAUGUAAUUCAAAGCAUAUCUCUCUGGAAAAGUAAACUGGCUUGGGGAACAGCUGCUUCUGUUUUGCUUUUCCUUGCCUUCCCACCGCCUUCCACCUCCAGUCCUUGUCAGCUGAAAUAUGCUGUGCUAUGAGCUGGGGAUGGGGAGUGGGCGCUUCUCCGCUGCUGGUUCCUUUAAAGCAGCAGUGCAUGCUGAGCUGCAGCAUUUGCCUGUGCCGGUCAGCGGGAGGACUGCUCAGUGAGGAGUCUGAUAAACUGGAUGUUUGGAUCAGUGCUGUGGUUGAAGCUUCUCCUUAGGCUCUGUGGCUUGCCGUUGCUGAGGCUGAUGCACGCCUUCAGAGCCAUUUCUAACGGCGCAGGGCUGUGAUGCGAGUUUGCCAGCCUGCAGACUGGAGGAGGGAAGAGAGCAGCAGACUGAUGCUUUUGAUCUUGCCGAACUGGCUUGCUGUCGGAGAUGCAGGUGAGAGAUUUAUACCAUGGCACCAGCAUCCCUCCUUCCGUACUGUCCCACCACCAGCACCUAUAAAUGCCCAUCAUGAUGGGAGAUGAUUAUCCCAGUCCUUGCAGUUGACUGCCUUUCCACAGCCACCUCUUCAACUCAGUAUUGCUGCUUUUCAGGCUGCUGUUAUACCUUUGGCGUUGCCGUAAGCAGCUGUAUUUUGCAGUGGUUUUUAACAUUACAGGUAUUUGGAGUUUGUAGUGCAUUUUAACAGUUAAAACUUCAGUCUUCAUCUGAAGGGUCAUCUUUCAGGGUUUUACCAAGUCUGGUGCCUGAGGAAUUGAACAGAUAGCCUCCAGCCAUUUUUCUUGUUAUUUUUCACUGGGAGGCGUUUGGAAGUCUUUUAUUCUAAAAAUGGUCUUGGCUAAUGUGGUUUGAGCACAUGUCUAAAGACUUGUUCAGCUCUCUUCAGCUUGCAGUGUUGUAAAAUAUUGUGUGUUGCAGCAUGAAAUCUUUUAAGAAAAAGAAGAGCAAAGCAUGAUCUAGAAGGACACGUAUACUAAGAACAUCACUGGCUUUCUGGAGUGAGGUAAAUUCACAGGUUCAUGUGCAGCACAGCACCAAUGCUGAGUUCAAAAUGAAAGCUGAAUGCAUUCCCAGGGCCGAUUGCCAACCCACAUGGGUAAAGACCUCUUUCUCGGUUGAUGUGGCAUGGAGUGUUUUCCAUCUGCCUUUAAAAGAGGGAAAUUGCCAGGUAUUGUCAAGGAACUUGUGUCACGUGUUUCUACAAGGUUAGACAGGAAAGGUGAAUAAAACUUUUAGCUUCCAGAUUCUGUGUGCUUCUCUAGAAGUAUCGGGACUGCAGUUCCUGUGCUCUUCAGGGCAAGCAGAAAUGGACCUUGUUAAAAACGGCACUCCCAGGUCUAAUGGAGUGUCCAGUCUUAGGCAAAGCCAAGCAGGAACCAGCAUUCCCCGAAUUUGACAUUUAAAGGAUUAAUUCCUCCAUGUGUUCUUUGAGAUUAAGACCUUCAAAACAAGGGGGAAGUGAGACUCAACAGCCCACCUCUAAAUAAGCAGUGGUGGUGAUGGAGCUCAUCUGCUUAGGCUGUAGGAGAUUUCUAGGUGUAAUUCUCUUCUCCAGGUUAGUCUUUUGAGAGAUUUUUCUUUUUCUUCUGAGGUUCCCAGGUCCUUGGUUAAUGUCCCAGCACCUGCUCUGGGGGACACAGGAGCAACUGAGUGAACAAAUUUGGAAGCGGCAGUGUAUCUUUUCCAAUGCCUCUUGACUGUAUUUGCACUUUAAGGGACUUCACCUUGGUUUUGGGCCAGGGGCUAGGAUCCCAGCGAGCCUUUUGGAAAAUGGUCUCUUUGGUCAUGAGCUGGUAUGGGGAGUUUGACUCCUAGAUGCUAUCUGCCAGAUGACUGUAAAUACGUUUAAGUCAAAGUAUACUUUGUCACAAGAUACUACGUAUGUGAAGAAUUCAAUGUUUUGGCUGUUACCAAUAAAUAUUUUGUAGACAGAUCA
Falco peregrinus (peregrine falcon) is the source of this 4774-nucleotide messenger RNA. RefSeq names its product WD repeat domain 82 (gene WDR82). The transcript is spliced from 9 exons. The coding region runs from base 210 to 1151 and encodes 313 amino acids. Gene Ontology annotation, cellular component: Set1C/COMPASS complex. Gene Ontology annotation, molecular function: protein binding; chromatin binding. The record is from RefSeq and is a predicted model, not a curated record. NCBI's taxonomy places the organism in Eukaryota, Metazoa, Chordata, Aves, Falconiformes, Falconidae.